ACAUACUUCCAUCAAUCAACACACACAAUGGACGGAGUCCGACUUAGAGAGUCAAGCUUACUGGGCAAUUUUCAAGAUAACUCAGAGAUAUCACAACCCCAGACACCCCCAAAGAAGUCUACAUACGAUAUCAACGACAUUUCCCCGGAUGCAGCGAUUGACAUCCUCGACCGGGUGGUGGCGAAGAUGAUUGAAGAAUCGGAAAAGGAAGCAGAUUCAAGAGAGAUGGAUAUCAAACACGAGCUUGAAGAUGCUAUGAACCACGAGGAUAACCACCCCAAGAAGCACCAGCGGUCUCUUUCUAAGAACAACCUUAGCUCGGUGUACACCAGCAACAACCCCUCCUUAGAUAGCCUUGCCAGCCGCGAACCGCCCUCACCAGACAGCCCUGUCAACCACGAACCGUCUCCACCAAACAGCCCUGUGAUGAGCCCGAUACCGACGAAGGCAAUGCAGAAUCGAGCGCUAGGCAAGCGCUUUCAGUUGAAGUCCCCGCCGCCGUUGCCUAUCCUAGACUACCUCAAGCGGAUCAACAACUACUGCCCACUAUCCACCUCUGUCUGCCUUGCAGCAUCAUACUACUUAUACACGCUUCAGAUGAAGCCCGACCCGGCGAUCCACUUGAUGCGAAAUAACGCUCAUCGCUUUGUCCUAGCAGCGAUCCGGUUGGCGAUGAAGAGCAUCGAAGACAUGUGCCACAAGCACAAAUUUUUCUCCCAGGUCGGAGGAGUGAGUACCACUGAAAUGUUUCGUACCGAGGUGGGUCUACUUUUUCUAAUGGAGUUUAACGUGGUGAUUACAGAGGACAAGCUAGAGUCGUACUUGGAGGAGGUGAGUGAGUUUAUUGGUGGGAUCACUAUCGAGAAAAAGUCUCGGGAAGAAGCGCUGCCGGAAUAAACUCUGGUGAAGUUUAAAUGAAAUUAGAGAAUUAUUUAGAAUGCCAAGUCGUAUCUAGGGGUGACUAUAUUUGCACUCCGGCUUUAAUACAACCAAAUAUACAAAACCCCUCCCCGCGAAAGAGGAUGGUUGUAAGUGGCGGUCUAAAUCCGAGCA
Messenger RNA from Babjeviella inositovora NRRL Y-12698, 1053 nucleotides. Its product is annotated as cyclin family protein. Gene Ontology annotation, biological process: regulation of cyclin-dependent protein serine/threonine kinase activity. The coding region runs from base 28 to 897 and encodes 289 amino acids. The record is from RefSeq and is a predicted model, not a curated record. Gene Ontology annotation, molecular function: cyclin-dependent protein serine/threonine kinase regulator activity; protein kinase binding. NCBI's taxonomy places the organism in Eukaryota, Fungi, Ascomycota, Pichiomycetes, Serinales. The transcript has a single exon. Gene Ontology annotation, cellular component: cyclin-dependent protein kinase holoenzyme complex; nucleus.